ACGUUUCUUUUAUCGAUUUUUCUAAGCUGAAUUAUAGGAUCUGCAUCUCGACGCGCAACUUGUUAUGUCUGGGAUGUUUACAAUCUGCCGACUUAAACAUGGCUGGUCAAAAACUCACUCAUUACAGUUAGAGCUCGAAAAGUAAGAAGAAUAGCUUUUACUUUACUCAUACUCGUUUAAAGACAGUCAAGGGGAUUCUAGUGAUAUAACUACAUUUUCCACUUACCGUUUGUGUGUUUUUUUUAAUUUUUUUAUCAGUCUUUCUGUGAGUGUUGAGGUUUAAGCUUGCUAGCUGGAUAUCUUCUCCAUAGAGAACGAUGAGUUCUGCAGCUAGCAAUAGCUGCCUUGCUGCUAAAGGGCUGGACAUAAGUCUGUCUGCCCUGCAGAGACAAGACCCUUACAUAAACAACAUUGUGGACGUGGCCAGCCAAGUCGCCCUGUAUACUUAUAAUAACCGAGCAAAUGAGUGGGAGAAGACAGAAGUGGAGGGCACUUUGUUUAUUUACACAAGAUUGGCAUCUCCUAGGCAUGGCUUCACAAUAAUGAACCGUCUUAAUAUGGAGAAUCUGACAGAGCCCAUCACAAAAGACUUGGACUUCCAGCUGCAGGACCCUUUCCUUCUUUACCGUAAUGCACGAUUGUUUAUUCAUGGGAUCUGGUUCUACGAUAAGCAGGACUGUCAGCGAAUUGCACAAAGGAUGAGGAUUCUGACCCAGCAGGAGCAGAUCCUCGCUCAGUCUCAGGGUGGUUCCUUAUCCCCUAGAGCAGCAGCAGGAGGAGGAGGUGUCUUAGUCGGAGGAAAUAACGAGGCGAAAGCGGUCGACAUCAUUCAGAUGUUGACUAAGGCACGAACAGAGUAUGAUAAGUCUACCUCAGAGCCAAAGGAGAUUGGGGGCAGCAGUGUACUGUGUGGAAAUCCUAAUCUGAUCAAACCAAUACCAGUUAAACCAAACACUCAGGUGAAUGAAGGAGCAGACACCACGGUUGUGACCUUAACCACCCUGUUAGGCUCUCAGCAUCAGCACCACCACCCUCUUAAAUCUGACCCAGUUCCUCCUCUGGCUGCUUCCACGGCAGCAGGAAAGGUCGCCCGCCCACCUGUCGCCCGCACACUGACCUAUGAGGAUUCACUAAACACUGGCAGAAACGUCGCCACCUCGGGAGGUGGAGACCCAGCAGUCGGGCCGGCGGACAGGGAAGAGAGCGGGAACGCUCUCCGCCAACUGCCGAACCAACUUCAGCACUGUCCGGCCAUUGCAAAGCUCAUGCAGGGACAGAGGGGGGCGGCAGCAGCUGGGGGUGUGCUUCAGACACUGUCCGAGUCCCCAGAGAACCGCCUGUGUGACAACGGGGUGCCGCUAGAACACCACCACCACCAUCAUCCCCACCAUCACCAACAUCAGCACCCCCACCUCCAUCACCACCACCAGGAGCAGCAGCACGACCCAAUAAAGCGUCUCCUGCAAAACCAUCCACCCCCUCUACUCGCCACUUCUUUCACUGCCGCGGCUCCUCUGGUGCUGCAGCAGAACCCUUAUCCCGCCUCUCAGCCUGGCCAACUGGAUUCUGUGUCACGUUCCCACCUCGAAGCACAACAAGGUCAGCAGCUCCUCCUCGGCCUGACGAAGUUACAGGCAGAGAUACAGAAGAGAGGGCCGACGGAUUCUGCUGCCAUGGGAACAGGUUUGUCAUCCCAGAUGCAGGGUGUGGUUUCUCCUCAUGAGCUCCUGCAAAAACUCCAGCUGGUCCAGCAGGAACAGAGCUUGACUUCCCACGAGCAUCCUCGACUCCAUCCGCAUCCAGGACUGGCACCUCGAUUCCUGGGGCCCAGUGCGAGUCAAAGCCAAGGCUCAUCUUUAGGCACAGGCCCAACCCAGACUUCAGUUGCCCCAGAUCAAAAAGCUGAGCUGCAGUUUCAGAUCAUCUCCCCACAGCGGAUACCUGCCACAGUGGCCCCCAUCCUGCUCCUCUCUCCCAGUGUGUUCACUCAGACGAAGUCCAGCAGCAGGCUACCAGUGGCUGCUCCAGAAAGCAGCUCUGUACCCUCAACCUUAUGCAAACCUUCACUGCAGGAGGAGGUCAGAGCUCUUUCUAGAAGCCAGCUUCAAGCAGCACUGCUGCACCUGAUUCAGACUGACAGCUCAUUCCUGGACUCCAUCUAUAAAGCAUACGUCAGCCGCUUCGCUAACAGCUCCGGCAGCAAGUACUGAUGACUCUUCACACCCACUGUCUGUCUGCACACACUUCCUGUCCAAGGGCUGAAUCUGAUGUUUAGUGAACCACUUUCUCCAAAUCUCACUUACUGUAUUUAAUCUCAACAGUCCAACUCACUUAGACCAGUCUUUUAAAAGAUAAAUACAGGAAUAGAAAUGCUAAAUAUUUUUGCUUUUAGCAGUAAAAUACACUUUUUCAGUCUAAAUUACAAAAGUUGGCUACAUUAUAUUGACAAUAAUAAGAACACACUGCUCCUUAACGGUUUUAAAAAAAAAAUUAUAAUGACAACUACAAAUUAUAUUCUGCACAGUUUAUUCAGGUCUUGCAUAACAAUAUAACACUCUUUUAGCAAAUGUCAUUAUCGACCAACAGGCUUUAAACUUGGACUUUGAUUUGGUUUUCUUUAUAGAAUCCAAUUGCAGCAAAUAUGUCAACAUUAUAAAAAAUGUGAUUAAAUUAGGCCUGUGACAUUUCAACGGCAUAUAUCUGGGGGCUUUUUUUUUCAAAUUGUGUUCAGGCUUGUAGUUCACAACUGUUCCUUUCAAAUGCUUGGAACUGAAAAAUAAUUAUGAAAAUGUGAAAGAAAUAACCAGGCCAGAAUGUUGCAAAAUAUUGUCGUUGGAUUGCUAAACCCGAACAAGGACUAAAAAUCCGUCCUUAACACAGUGUCUACCCAAGAAAAAAUUGUUGGCAACAAAGUCUCCUUUUUUGCAUUGCAGACAGUGGGUGUGCAUUGCAUUGAGCUAUGCAGUGGUCGUAAAAGACUCACUUGUCCAAAUCUGUGUUUUGGGGGUUUAAACUGCAUAACUUGUAAUCAAACCUCAAAAUGUUAAAGGACACGGUCUGUUACUCAAGCUCUAUAUGUACAUCAGCAGUUUUUUCCUGCAAAAACAUGAAAUUUGGCUUUAAAAAGUCACUUCAAGUUAAGGUUAUUCUUUUGGAGGUAAACAGGAAUUUUAAAUUGACAGUAGCAGCUGACUGACACAAUCAGUCAUUUGGCUCAGACACAGAGAAAAGAAAACUGUUGUGAAAAAAGCUAAUUAAACAUGGAGGACAGUUGUUUGAAAAGUGGUCAUUAUUGAAAUGCAAUAUGUGGACGUUCAAGGCUCUUUAUGACAAUAGUAGUUGUUUGUCCUAACAUCCUAUUUCUAUGAGGGGAAAAAUGUAUGAUCUUACUCCAAGUUGAAUAAACUAACAAGCUUCAUAGAAAUCUACUCACAGCUACCUCACAGUUUGCUCAUUUAGAUGUGGAGCUAUAAUUUGAUUGUAACAAACAGCAGUUUUUAAGGCUAAUAAUAACAAAACAACUUUAUGUUGAACCUUUCAAGAUGAGAAUCACAAAGUGUUUCACAACAAGGAAAAAAGAAACAAGAAUAUAGGAGCAGAUAGAAUAAUAAAAUGUUAGUUUUUGAAAUUUACUCAUAACUGCAAUGUUUUAGCAUGCUGAAAUGCUCAGGUCGUUGCCACAAAGUGAGCUUCAUAAAACAAGCAACAAAAAUAUGACUAUGUCAACAUAAGAUUGGCACAACUUAACAUUUUAUUCACGUCUUACUUUUUCAGUUUGAUUGAACUGAUGUGUAUUGUCUCAGUAAAACCUUACUUAAAUGACAGAAACGAUUUAAAACACAACAGAGAAAACUUAAGCAUAUCCACUUUCUACUUGGUUAUACUUGGUUAGAAAUUCUUACCUUGGCAGGGUCAGUGUGUGUUUAGCUUUUGCUGUGACGUUGUACAUAGCUGGUCUAUACUGUAGCAGUCAGAUAACAACAGUAAAUGUUUUUAUUAAAAUAAAACAUUAUUUUUGUAUUCCAGAAGGACAACAUGUAGCUUUCACCACACCAGGAAAAAGAAUGCUGCAUUUAAUUUCUAAGAUCUGUUUAUAUUUGAAUUGAAAUAUUGUUUUCUUUUAAUUCAAAGAAAUACAUAAGAAUUGUUU
Molecule: messenger RNA, 4150 nt
Organism: Xiphophorus hellerii (green swordtail)
Lineage: Eukaryota; Metazoa; Chordata; Actinopteri; Cyprinodontiformes; Poeciliidae
Gene: dcp1b
Product: decapping mRNA 1B
Exons: 10
Coding region: 318-2210 (630 amino acids)
Biological process (GO): deadenylation-dependent decapping of nuclear-transcribed mRNA; deadenylation-independent decapping of nuclear-transcribed mRNA; positive regulation of catalytic activity
Cellular component (GO): P-body
Molecular function (GO): enzyme activator activity; mRNA binding
Source: RefSeq, a predicted model, not a curated record